Messenger RNA from Octodon degus (degu), 4083 nucleotides. RefSeq names its product retrotransposon Gag like 9 (gene Rtl9). The transcript is spliced from 2 exons. The record is from RefSeq and is a predicted model, not a curated record. Bases 1 to 4083 code for a protein of 1360 amino acids. NCBI's taxonomy places the organism in Eukaryota, Metazoa, Chordata, Mammalia, Rodentia, Octodontidae.
AUGGCAGAUAUGUCAAUACCUUUACAUUCACUGCAAUUCAACAGUAUGCUGAGGGAGGAAAAUGUGGACCCCCAAAACAUGGGGACAACUUUCGCUAGACCAAUGACAGAGAAUAGAGCAGAGGUCCAAAUUCUGCCUUCUCAUGUACAGUUGUCUAUAGUCUCACCUUCAGCCUCAGACCCAGGGACAUCCACACAAAUGUCCCCAGACUUUGACACAAUGUCCACACUUCUAAUGGGAGCAACAAACACUGGAGAAUCGUCCUCACCACCAGUGCCAACCUCAGACUCUGAAACACUGUCUCCACUGCCAAUGCCAGAGUUAGAUUCUGGAACAUUGUCCCCACUGCUAAUGCCAGCCUCGGAUUCUAGGACACCAUCCCCAGUGCUAAUGCCUGCCUCAGACUCUGGAGCAUUGUCCCCAUUGUUGUCCAUUUCAGACUAUGGGUUAAUGUCUCCAGGAAUGUCAACAAUUCCUGACAUUGGGACAAUGUCUGCUGCGAUAAUGUCCACAGAUUCUGCAGAGCUAUUACAAUCGGCAGUUACAACUUCAUCAUUUGGAGAAACGUCUACACCUAUAAUGAGCACUUCAGCUUCUGAAGCAAUGUCUGCACCAUUAAUGCUUGCCCCAGAUCCUGGAGAGAUGUCCGCACUCCCAAUUCCAGCUAUGGAUCCUGGAGUCAUAUCCACAGAACCAACAACAAUUCCAUGCUCUGAAGAAAUGUCCCCAUUGCAAAUUACAGAUGAAGAUGCUGAAGCAAUGUCCAAAGUACUAAUGACUGCCCUAGCCUCUGGAGAUUUAUCCUCACUGCUCAUGUCAGGCACAGACUCUGAAGCAAUAUCCUCCCUGAUAAUGUCAGCCUUAGCUUUUGGAGAAACAUCAGCACAGUCAGCAAACCCCCAAGACUCUGAGGGAAUGUCUGGCUUACUCAUGUCAGGCUUAGGCUGUGGAGACAUGUCUUCACUACUAACGUCAGCUUCAGGAUCUGAAUCAAUGUCCCCAGCACUGCUGUCCAUCCCAGAGGCUGGGCAAGCAUCCACAUUAACAAAGCCAGCCCCAGACACUGAGGCAGUAUCUCUACUGCUACCGACAGACCUAACCUCUACAGAAAUGCACACCCAAAUGAUACCUGCGCCAAGCUGUGAAGGGAUGUCCACACAGCUAAUACAAAAUCUAGACCCUGUAAUCAUGUCUACUGCACCAGUGAGAGAAACAGUCCCUCCAGUGAUGUCCAUACUGCCAGUGACAACUUCAUAUGCAGGAACAGUAUCUACACCACUAAUAAGAACACAAGCCUCUAGAAAUGUGGCUACAGGGCAAAACACAGUCUCAGCCUCUGCAACAAUGGCCACACCACUAAUGCCAGUCACAAACUCUGGAGAGAUGUUCACUGAGAAAAUGUCAACUACAGCUUCUAGAGUGAUGUCAACACAGUCUAUGACUGAAACUUCUGGAACAAUGCCCAUAGAUUUUAUGAAGUCAACAGUCAGUGGAGCAAUGCCCAUGCAGCAAAUACAAGCCCAAGAUUCUGGCUUGAUGUUCACACAACCAGUGGCAGCCACAACAUCUGAAACAUUGUCUAUGCCACAACUGAUGGUCUCAGCCUUUGUACCAGUGUCCACACAGCAAAGCAGAACCCCUGUCUCUGGGGGAGUAUCUGUAUCACAAAUGAGAACCACAGACUUAGGAUUGACAUCUGCACAACAAAUGAGAGCCACAGCCUCUGAAGCAAUGUCCAUUCCACUAAUAACAGCCCAAACCUCUGGCUCAGUGUCCCCAUUGUUAAUGAGAGACACAGCUUUGGGAGUGAUAUCCAUGCCACAAAUGAGUGCUCCAGCUUCUGGAACAUUGUCCAAGCCACUAAUGAUAUCCAAACCUUCUGGAACAGUGUUUAUGCAGCAAAUGACAACUUCAGCUUCUAGAGAAAUGUCUUCAGUGCUAAUGAGGGAUGCAACGUCUGGCGCUCUAUCCUUGCCACAAAUGACAGACACAGCCUCAGAAGGGUUGUCCACACUGCUAACAAGAGCCACAGCCUCUGGAGUAAUGUCCACACCGCAAACAGCUGCUACAGUAUCUGGAGAUAUGGUCAUGCCUCUAUUGAGAGCCUCAGGCUCUGAAGGAAUUUCCCCAUCACUAACGGGAGCCACAGACUCUGGGGAGAUGCCCUAUCAGCCAACGAGCACCCAAGCUUCUGGAGAGAUAUCCACAUCACUCAUGAGAUCUGUGAUCUCUGGAGGGACACAGAUGAGGUCCUGUGCUUCUGGAUUGAUGCCCACACCACAAGCACGAGCCCCAGAUUCCAGAGAGUUGUCACCAUUGCUCAAAAAGGCCUCAUCAUCUGGAGAGAGAUCUCUUCCCCUGAGAGUCCUGGCUCCUACAGAAACAGGGACUCCUCCAAGAGUCCCAGUUUAUGAAACAAUAUCUGUUCCACAAGUCACAGCCACAGCCUCUGCAACAACGUCCAUGGCACAGAUGAAGGCUUCAGUCCCUGGAGCAAUGUCCACACCACUAAUGACAUUUACAGCACCCAAAGGGAUGUUGACAUCUCAAGUGACAUCCACAGCUUCUGGAGGGAUGCCUUUGCCACCAAUGAGAGCCCCAGCCUCUACAGUGAAGUCCACACCUCAAAUGGUCCCAAUGCAAGUUCCAGCCUCUGGGGUGAUAUCCCCACCAAAAGGUAGAGCACCGGCCUCUGGAACUAUGUUCAUACCACUAAGGACUGUCACAGACUGUGGAGCUGUGUCUGCAGAGCUAGUGAGAGCUCCAGCCUCUGGAAAGAUGCCUACUGCAAAAACGACAGUCAUGGCCUCUGGAGGGAUGUCCAACCCAUUAAUGAAAACCAUACCCUCUGGAACAAUGCCCAUGCCUUUGAUGUCAGCCAUUGUUUCUGGAGAGACGUCUAAGCCAGUGAUGAAAACCAUGGCCCCUGGAGCAAUGCCAACAGUGAAAACCAAAGUCGUAAGCUAUAGAUCUGUGUCCUUGCCACAAAAGAAGAACAGAGCUUCUGCAGGAAUAACUAAGUCACCAAGGACAGUAUCAACUUCUGCAACAAUGUCUACACCACUAAUGAGCUCCACUGCCUCUAGAGGUACAACCGUGCCACAAAUGACCUCUGGAGUGAUGUCCACAUCACUCACGAGGGCCCCAGACCCUGGAGCCAUGACCACACCACAAACAGCCUUUAGAAUAAUGCCUACCUUGGAAAGCAAAGCCACAGACUCAGGAGAGGCAUGUACCUCACAUAUUAACAUAAAGGAUUCUGGAUCGAGGGCUAUACCAUGCAUGACUGCCAGAAGCUCUGAACCAACAAACCCACCACCAAAGGAAGGGUCAUCCUUUGGAAUGUUGACUCCAGGACUUUGUUACCUCUUAGAGCAGCAGGAGGCAGUCCGAGCUUCAUGCUCAGGGGAGGAGAAGAUGGACAUUGAUGAGGAGAAGCAAAUGAGGAGAUUUUUGGAUGAUUCAGAGAAAAUGGCAUUUCUGGUGUCACUUCAUCUAGGUGCAGCAGAGAGAUGGUCCAUCUUGCAGAUGGAAGUGGGAAACUCUGUCUCAGAUGAAAAUAAAUCAUUCAUGAGAAGAGCACAAGGUUUAUAUGACUCCCUAUCUGAAGUAGACACCCUCAGUUCCAUUCUUUGCCAUCCCAAGCAGGGCAAGAAGUCAGUCAGGCAGUAUGCCACUGACUUCCUGCUGCUGGCCCGGCAUUUGUCUUGGUCUGAUGCCAUUCUACAGGCCAGGUUUUUGGAGGGACUUUCAGAAGCUGUUACAACCAAAAUGGGUCAGGUCUUCCUGAACGUGGCUGGUAGCCUAAAAGAACUGAUAGACAGAGCACUCUACAUAGAAUGCCAGCUGGCAAAGGAAAUGGGCUCCUCAAGCAAAUCAAGCCAGGUUCUGCCAACAACAGCCUGCAAGCGGAAUAACGAGGAUGCCAUGGAGAAUGAACUGAGCUCUCAGCAGAAGACUGAGGAGUAUCAUCAUGUUCCCAAACGCUGUUACUACCUGAAAGAGCACAGAGAUCCCCAAAAGGAUCUUUACAACCACCUUCGACAGAGCAGAGACCAUCGGAAGACCUCCAACAACAAGUAA